Clonostachys rhizophaga is the source of this 450-nucleotide messenger RNA. The record is from the annotation of a GenBank genome assembly. NCBI's taxonomy places the organism in Eukaryota, Fungi, Ascomycota, Sordariomycetes, Hypocreales, Bionectriaceae.
AUGUCGUCCGAAGAUCAGAACCUGCACAAAAAGCAAUUCGAGACCGGCAUCAAGGUGCGCCGGGAGGUCGUCGGAGACAGCUAUGUCGAUGGCGCAUUAAACAGAGCGUCCACGGCCUUUGCGGCACCAAUGCAGCAGCUGGUGACGGAGUGGGCUUGGGGAAACGUCUGGACGCGGGAGGGGCUUGAUCGAAAGCAAAGAAGCUUGCUCAACCUCGGUAUGUUGAUUGCACUCAAGAGCUGGCCGGAGGUGGGGGUUCACGUUCGCGGAGCCAUCAACAAUGGGCUGACGGAGCUGGAGAUCCGGGAGGCCAUCUUGCAAUCGGCCAUUUACUGCGGCGCUCCGGCCGGACUAGAGGCUAUGAAGGUUGCCGCAGCGGUGCUGGAGGACAUGGCUGCCAAAGGGGAGUAUGUGCCCACCUUGAUAAACAAGGAGGAGAAGCUCAACUGA